CCUUUGCAGCUCGGGCCUAGUGAGCAUGACACUGGAAACACCUGCUUUUUCUGAAAGACGGCCACACAGAGGAUUCUCUGUCCUACUAUGACAAAAGUGUCAGCAAGGCAAAAUAGUCCCGCUACAGUAUGAUGAUGAUCUACUAUACUGCAGUUGCAGUGUCGAGGAACUGUACUGCUGCUGAGCACAUCAUCUUCAAACCCACAACAUGAGGCUGUCAUGGCAACCAUGUAUGACUGGCAGAAAACAGACUGCAGUCUCUGAGCUCCAGUCGACCCGGACGCUUCAGAGCAUGAACACACUCUUAUGUGCAGAUGAGGAGUUGUGAUAUUGAGACACCCGGGCAGCCACAGACUGUGAGGACCUUAAUGGCUCAUCUGGCAUAUCAACCUAUCCUUCCUGCUGGAAAUAAGUAUCUCCAGCAGAAAUGGGACCAAGCUUCAUAUGAUUUACACAGGAGAAAGGUGAAGUCAGCUAAACCAACAAUAAGCACGACUCCCCCAAAGACCUAUAGCCACCUAACUGUCAAGCUGAAGAACCUAAAGCUUGAAGAGGAAUGGAAGAUGAAGAUUCAGAGGGAAAACGAUAUGCUCAUGGACAAAAUAUCCAACAUCAUGAGGACCACUGGAGGAGUCGACAACAGGAAUGAUUACGACAGAAAGAGCCUUGGCAAGGAGAAGCGACAGCUGGAGUUGCUCCGUGUUACCAAGGAGAAUGAAAUGAUCCUGCUCCGUCUGAGCCAGUGCAGGUCUCACUAUAAUGUGAGGAGCUGGCAUGAGGACUGGCUCAAAACUCUCAAGGUGAUGGACAGCAUAGCACGAUACCCACAAGGAAAUCAGAAAAAGGGACAAGACAAACCCAUCAAGGAGCACAGUGAUUGUGAUAAAGAACAAAAGAUCAUUGUUGGCGCAGCCACACAUAGGACUGCAAGCAACAAGGCCAACUGCAAAGCAAAGACUGAGAAGAAUUAUAACAGGAGAGAAACCUGCAAGAAAGAAGGCACAGGAGCAGAGACAGAUCAGGACACAAAGACAUAUCCUGAACCAAAUACAGCUGAGAAAUCCCUCUCACCAGAUACAUCUGAGAGUCCUGGUUCUUCUGACACCACCCCCUGAUGGAUCUGAAAUGUCCAACACUCCUCACACACCUAAACCACUCAAGCAGGAGACUGCAGGUCCUGCUUUUUCCACUAAAAGCUGUUUUGAAUAGGAGUUGUAUAUAUAGAUAAAACUAGCAUAGAUACUGUGUAUGAUAAUUAGUAUUGGAGUUGGGAAAAAACUAGGGACAUUUACUCAAUUACUUUACUUGUACUUGUUACAAUUUGCGGUAAUUGUACUUUACUUGAGCAUUUCCAUGUUUUUUUUCUUCUUUAGAAAUGAUGAUGAUGUGUUAUUAUUGCAUAAGAUUUAUUUUCUUUCUACUGGGGGAGUUCACAAGCUUCUUAUCAAGCUAAAAUUGUAUUAAAAGUAGCUCAACUUUGACAUUAAAAUAAUGUACACAAUUAUACAACAAUAAUUAUAAGACAUACACAUAUUAUACAUUAUUGUGAAAUGGGACAUUCUAAUUCAUGGGUAAUUUUCCUUUUGGUACUAAAGUAUGUUUUGGUGCUAAUAUGCUUUAACUCAAGUACAAUUUUCAGUGCAGGACUUUUACUUGUAACACGGUAUUACUACACUAGUAUUGCCUAUCAUUUUUACUUCAGGAAAAGGAUAGACUACUAGUCUAGUAGUAGUAGGCUACUUUCUAUAGGCGGGAUAAAUUCAUGAACUCAAUAUUACCAUGAUUCUGUUGUAACAUUCACAAACACAAUACAUGUGUUUAUUUAAUCAUACGUAAUAAAAUGGUGGAUAAAUUAAGGAAUCAAA
Messenger RNA from Centropristis striata (black sea bass), 1865 nucleotides. It is a transcript of the gene cfap97d2, whose product is annotated as CFAP97 domain containing 2. NCBI's taxonomy places the organism in Eukaryota, Metazoa, Chordata, Actinopteri, Perciformes, Serranidae. The transcript has 8 exons. The record is from RefSeq and is a predicted model, not a curated record. The coding region runs from base 315 to 1115 and encodes 266 amino acids.